UUUUGGGGAAAAAAAAGCUUACAAAGGGCCAAGCCAAAGCGGGUACCAGCAAUGGAGACUCCCCAGAUUUGCUUUUUCUCAACUCUGAGAUAACAAAGAAAGAAAGAAAGAAAGAAAGAAGAGGAUCCAUUCAUUCUCCAUACUCUCUCAUCUCGCUCUCUGCACAAAUACGGAGAUCAUCAUCAUCAUCUUCUUCUUCUUCUUCUUCUUCUUCUUCGUCCAUCAAUAGAUCAUCCAUCUUUCUUCUUCUUUCUUCUUAGAACAUGUGAUAGCAGAAGCAAGAACAGUACCGCAUCGAUUCUUCUCUUGUUCUCUUUCUGUCUCUUGGAUGUUCGGUGGAACCAUAGAAGAAGAAUAGCCCUAUUUCUUACCGCUAAAAGGAAGCAAAACCCAGAUCAGAAUUAGCUAGCAGCAGCUUCAAUGGAUUCAAUCCUUGAAGUAGAGAGUUACUGCAACUCGGACAACACAAUCAGCUUCACCGAUGGCAACACCACCAGUUCGGCUGGAACAACGUCAUCUUCACAAUCGGCUUCGAGUAGCAGCAACAGUAGCAGUGCUCGUAGCCCUAGCCGCUACGAGAACCAGAAGCGCCGCGACUGGAACACCUUCGGCCAGUAUCUGAAGAACCACCGGCCGCCGCUUGCCCUCUCCCGGUGCAGCGGCGCUCACGUCCUCGAAUUUCUCCGCUACCUCGACCAAUUCGGGAAAACUAAGGUUCACACUCCGAUAUGUCCCUUCUACGGCCACCCCAACCCGCCGGCCCCCUGCCCCUGCCCGCUUCGGCAAGCCUGGGGGAGCCUCGACGCCCUCAUCGGCCGCCUCCGGGCAGCCUACGAAGAGAACGGAGGGAAGCCUGAAAUGAACCCCUUUGGGGCUCGGGCUGUGAGGCUUUAUCUUCGUGAAGUUCGGGAUUUGCAGUCCAAGGCGAGAGGAAUCAGCUACGAGAAGAAGAAGAAGCCCAAGCAGCAGCCGCAGCCGCCGACGCUGCCACCCCCUUCAAGUGCAAGCUAGCUAAUGUUGCUGGUAAGAUUAUGCCAUCAGAGAUCUAGUGGAAAGCAACUGAGCUCACUAUACUUGAAUCCGAAAUCUCAAGUUCGCCCACUAUAGGCCACAACUCCGAUCGAGAUGUAAGCUAGUUUAGCUAGCCAGUGAUAUCAUGAUUAACAAAAACCCAAAUAAUAGCACUUAAUAUAAGCUCUAUCUAUCUAUCUAUCUAUCUAUAUAUAUAUUAUGUAUUUCAUAUGUGAGAUUUUAGAGCAAUGAAUACUACUGUUAUAUAUAUUGUGUGUGUGCUGUUUGCUAUGAUCAGAGAAACAAUGCUUAAUUUGGGAUUGA
This is a messenger RNA of Diospyros lotus (date-plum), 1335 nucleotides long. RefSeq names its product protein LIGHT-DEPENDENT SHORT HYPOCOTYLS 4-like. The transcript has a single exon. The coding region runs from base 421 to 1011 and encodes 196 amino acids. The record is from RefSeq and is a predicted model, not a curated record. Gene Ontology annotation, biological process: response to light stimulus; mRNA transcription. NCBI's taxonomy places the organism in Eukaryota, Viridiplantae, Streptophyta, Magnoliopsida, Ericales, Ebenaceae. Gene Ontology annotation, cellular component: nucleus.